Messenger RNA from Xyrauchen texanus (razorback sucker), 2293 nucleotides. RefSeq names its product retinol dehydrogenase 10-B-like. The record is from RefSeq and is a predicted model, not a curated record. The coding region runs from base 745 to 1755 and encodes 336 amino acids. Lineage: Eukaryota; Metazoa; Chordata; Actinopteri; Cypriniformes; Catostomidae. The transcript has 6 exons. Gene Ontology annotation, molecular function: oxidoreductase activity, acting on the CH-OH group of donors, NAD or NADP as acceptor. Gene Ontology annotation, cellular component: lipid droplet.
AGAAGAAGAAAAGUUAUCCAUGAUUAAUUGUUUUAAUCAGACGCGUCUAGUUUCGGGGGAUGGGGCAGGGGGCCUUGGAUUCAAAAAGGUUGAAAACCACUGAUAUAGACAUUCUAUGGGCUGUAGACCAGAGGCCUUUUUUUAACGCGAAUGGAGAAAGGUGCCAUCCGUUGUGUUUUCGCGAUAGAUAUCUAUGGAGAAUUUGCUUCAAUAUGCGGAAUAAACGGCUUUUGUGGUAAAGCUAAUCGCUUAGUGAAUAGACCACCUGUCCGCUUAUCUUCAACAUGUUUUACACUAAAUAACCAUGUUGGAAUAAACAAUGUUGGAGCUUACUACGAUCAAAUAGCUGUUUAAUAAGAGAAGAGUCAGACAAGUUUGCGACAGUUAGUUGUCAGCUUACGGCGCACCCCUUGGAUUUCUAAGGUAUCCGCAAUCUGUGACUUACUGUCGUAACACGCUCGUUAACCGUUACGCUCUCUACUUUGGUAAAAGCGCAAACGUUGUUUUCCAGGUAUAUAAGAUCUCAGGUUAUGCAGCGUGUCCGAUCAUAUUUAAAGAGCUGGAGAACCAUAAGAAAACACUGAUGUCCAGACCUCACUCUGUUGUUGUGUUAACUGAGGGUCCGACAAGUUGUUUCUUUGAGCACGUCUGUGGUUAGAUUUUUUGUUUGGUUACUGCUGGGACUUAAACGUCGCUUCAAUUUGUUUAGUUUGGCGAGUUGGUAAGCAGCAGCGCGCAUACAUAAUGAAUAUCGUCGCUGAAUUUUUCGUGGUCACAUUCAAAAUAAUCUGGUCGUUUGCUCUGGCUGGCGCUAAAUUGAUUAUUCGUCAACGGGAGAAGAGUGUGGAGGGCCAGGUGUGCGUUAUCACCGGUGCUGGAAGCGGUCUCGGGCGGCUCUUUGCACUGGAGUUUGCCCGGAGACGAGCGACCCUUGUGCUCUGGGACAUCAACAGACUGGGCAACGAAGAGACCGCAGAGAUGGUGCGAAAAAUCUACCUGGAAAUGAGCCUCUCCGAAGGGUGCUCGGACAGUAUUCAAGAGUUGCCCCUGUUUCAGCCCAAAGUUCACACAUAUGUUUGCGACGUUGGAAAGCGUGAAAGUGUGUAUGCUACUGCAGAGAAGGUGCGAAAAGAGGUUGGCAGCGUCGACUUUUUGAUCAAUAAUGCUGGCGUUGUCUCAGGACAUCAUCUUCUCGAGUGCCCGGACGAGCUCAUUGAAAGAACUAUGAUGGUCAACUGUCAUGCUCACUUCUGGACUACCAAGGCUUUCCUUCCCAAUAUGCUGGAGCAGAAUCACGGGCACAUUGUAACUGUAGCCAGCUCAUUGGGUUUGUUCACUACAGCUGGUGUGGAGGACUAUUGUGCAAGCAAGUUUGGUGCCAUAGGCUUCCAUGAGUCUUUGAGCCAUGAGCUGAAAGCAGCUGAUAAGGAUGGAAUUAAGAUGACUCUUGUCUGUCCUUUUUUGGUUGACACUGGCAUGUUCAAAGGCUGCAAAAUUAGGAAUGAAAUGGCUAAAUUUUUCCCACCGCUAAAGCCAGAGCACUGUGUCAAACAGGCUAUGAGAGCCAUACUGACAGACCAGCCAAUGAUCUGCACACCUCGAGCCAUGUACAUUGUCGCCUUCAUGAAAACAGUUUUGCCAUUUGAUGCCAUUGUGUGCAUGUACAGAUUUAUUGGUGCUGACAAAUGCAUGUACCCCUUCUUGGCUCACCGAAAGGAAUCCACAAACAACAACGAAUCAAAGACUGGGAUCUAACUGGUUCUAUCUUAAGAGUAGUGGUGCUAAAUUCUGUGUAGUUCCUCUGGAACGAUGAAAGCUGUACAUAAGUUUCUCCUAAUGACACCUAGCUGUCAACUUUUUAAUUUUCCAACUUCAAAAUUUCACAGAUUUAGAAGACUUUUUGUAGGGAUUAAUUUGUAAUUGUGAAUUGCAGUGUGUAACUAUAUGAUCACACAAAAAGACCUAUCAUUAUUUAUUCACUUGUAAUUUUUGUUUGUAAUGUAUUGUUCUUGCUUUCCAAUAUUCCAAGAUGUGUCACUUUAGAGGAUCAUCCUCCUUAUAACACUAAGAAAUGCACAAUGUAUUGAAAGUAUUUCUUCUUAUUGCCUUAAGUGGACUUGGUGUGGAUAUUGCACAACAUGAUGAUGAACAUAAUGAUCAGAAAAGUACUAUACAUACUUAUUGUUAAAUAAAUGGUCUCUUCAGGUUGAUACAGAGUCUGAUUUUCAAGUGCUAAUGCCUAAUGGAUUUCAGGAGAGUUGAUUAGUUUGUGGCUAAAUGUUAUAUUUUCAGC